AUGUUUUCAGAAUCGUUGCAAGUUGGAGUAAUAUCAGUUUUAUAUAGUAUAGGGUCUAAGCCAUUAUAAAUAUGGGAUUAAAAAUGUUAAAAUGGUCAUAUUAAAGUUGUAAAAGAUGAAGAUUUAUUAUCAUAAGUAAUAGAAAUUUAUGGGACAAAUAUAACAACAAAUUAUAUUAUAGCUCCAAAUUAAAAUUAAACUUUUGGUUUAAAAACACCUUUUUUACACAUAUUAGUUAAGAAUGUAAAUUUUUUUAUUUUUUUUUAAAAUAAAAAUAAAAAAAAAUUAAAAAAAAAGAUGAAGUAAGAUUUUUCAUUUGAAAUUAGAAUUUUAGAUGAUAAAAAAGAAAAAAGAAGAUUUAAAUUUAGUAAUUUUUAAAAAAAUACGAUUGUUAAAAGUACUAUUGUUAAUGCCAAACUUAAAAUGAAUGAUGGAUGGAACCAUUUCGUGUUUAAUAUUUAAAAUAUUAAUUAAAAAUCUUACGGUACUAAUUUAAAAGAAGUUACUCAUUUAAUUUUUAAUGCAAAUUGUAGACUAAGAAGAGUAUAUUUUACUGAUAAAUUAUAUAAUCCCAAAAAAGAAAUUGGAGGUGAUUUGCGUAUUUUUUUAAGAGGGAAAUCAGUAUAUUUUUAUAUUUUAAUAUUAUUAGAAAUAUUUAAUUAAAAUAAAAAAAGCCUUAUUAAGAAGAAGAAGAGGAAGAAGAAUAAGAAGAAUAGGAAGAAAAUUAAAAAGAAGAAGAAGAAAAUUGAUUAGAAAAAAAAAAAAAUAUAUAUUUUUCAAAUAAUCUUAACAUAUCAUAUUUUAAUAUAAUUUUUAUUUUUUCAUAUUUUUAUGUAUUAAUAUUUUUUUAUAUAUUUAUUUCAGUUUUUAUUCUUAUAUAUAGCUAAUCCUUUUUAAGCUAAUUCAUUCUCCCAUUGUUUUGAUUCGCCUUCAUAUAAAAUUUUUAAUUUAGCAUUUCUGGACAUUUUAAGUUCUUUAAGAGCAUAUUUCAUUUCUUCAUCAAUAAUUUUUUUAUUAUACUUAUUUUUAUUUGAAGCAUCAUAUUUAACUUUGCUUUCAUGCCAAUUGGUUAUACGUGACACACUAUCUAAUUUUUUAGCAUAUUGUUCUGAUAAUUGGUAUUAGUCGUUCUUUUUUAUUGUUCUUUAAAUAUUAAUCAUCUUUUUUUUUUGUAACUAUUUUUUUAUUUUAUUUUUAAAAAAAAUUAUUUAUUAAUUGAAAAUAUAUUUUAAUAUAAGUUUUUAAUUAAAAAAUACAUUAUUUUUCUUUCUUUUAUAAAAAAAAAUAAAAAAAAAAUUAUAAUAGUUUUUUAAAACCAAUUGCAAUAAUAAAAAAUAUAUUCAUCAAAAUAAUUAUCAAUUAUUUAUUAAUAUAUUGAAAAAAACAGCAAAAUCAAUUAAAAAUAAAAAACCAUAUAUAAAUGACUGA
Molecule: messenger RNA, 1428 nt
Organism: Ichthyophthirius multifiliis
Lineage: Eukaryota; Ciliophora; Oligohymenophorea; Hymenostomatida
Exons: 3
Biological process (GO): positive regulation of cell motility; regulation of cilium beat frequency involved in ciliary motility; cilium assembly
Cellular component (GO): ciliary basal body; motile cilium
Source: RefSeq, a predicted model, not a curated record